This is a messenger RNA of Paramacrobiotus metropolitanus, 1387 nucleotides long. RefSeq lists its product as uncharacterized. The transcript is spliced from 2 exons. NCBI's taxonomy places the organism in Eukaryota, Metazoa, Tardigrada, Eutardigrada, Parachela, Macrobiotidae. Gene Ontology annotation, biological process: proteasome-mediated ubiquitin-dependent protein catabolic process; regulation of proteolysis. Gene Ontology annotation, cellular component: cytoplasm; nucleus. Bases 147 to 1100 code for a protein of 317 amino acids. Gene Ontology annotation, molecular function: ubiquitin protein ligase binding. The record is from RefSeq and is a predicted model, not a curated record.
CGCUGAUUGCAUUUUUGCAAUCGUAAGCUUUCUUGCGUUUUCGGAAAACCGAUUUACGCCUCCGCAAACUGCAGGCUGCAAGUAGUGUUGUGACUUGUGAGGGACGAAGUUCCAGUUCAGUACUGUACAGAUACUGAAGCGCGGCCAUGGCAAUGGCAUACGCUGGAUUCCCAAUGCAGAGCAGUCCGACACUGAAUUUUUCGUGCAAAAUCCCUACGGAACAGUUUGCCUUGGAGGAUUUGGGCUCCAGCUCCCUGCGUUACAGCUGCGAUAUUAACGUAGAGGCAGGAGCUAACUAUCCGCAGAUCCCAUCGUCUACCUGGACCGUCAAAAUCACGAUUGGCGCCAUUGACGGCAGUAUUGUGGCCAAUGUAGCUCCGAAAGGACCGUCCAAUCAGACCAAAUCGUCUGGUACAUUAUUAGUGGAAUGCCGGGUUAGCCCGAGCUGGGAAGGAUCAUGUGACAACGUUGUACGGAUCGAUGAAACUGGAUGGAAUUUAGGCCCGGAGAAACUCAUCCAGCUUAACCAGCUUGUCCAGAAAAUAUGUUUGCCCUGUGGAAAGAGCCACUGCUCCCUGAAGAAGAACGCUUUUGUAUAUGUCGAGUUGACAUUCCACAUUGAUCUUGAUUCCCUGGAAGCUGCGGUUAAUCGUGCUGAUUUGAAGUACCUCUUUGAUUCCCAUAUGCUUUCGGACUGUACUUUAGCUUGUCAGGGACAGGAAUUCCCCGUGCAUCGCGCCAUUCUGGCUGGUCAAUCGCCUGUCUUCGCGGCCAUGUUCCAAAACGACAUGCUAGAGAAAUCCACGGGAAUCUGCAAAAUUACCGACAUCAGUGCUGAUGCUCUGAAGGCUAUGAUAGAGUAUGUAUACAAGCGUGAGGAGGUGUACAUGCCAACGGAUAACGGAUUGAUGGAGCUGUGGACGGCGGCCGACAAGUACGACAUGGCGGAUCUGCGCGCUGAAUGCCUGCGCGAGAUGCUGCGGAUGAUGAAGGCGGAUACUGCUUUAACCUAUUUCGAUUUCGCUCGUCAACACAAACUGAAGAAACUCCGAGCGGCAGCUGCACGGCUGAUCAGUCUGGAUGUGAACGAGAACGAAUAGAUCUUGCAACAUGUUUGUGCGUUUCGCUUUCUGGCGGCUGACUGGGUCAGACCGACUGUUUUGUUCCCAUGAUUUUGUGGAAGUUUUUUCGCUCGUGUCUGCAAACAGAGUGGAUUUUAUCGUCCAGACUAUUGGAGCGAACUAUUAUCCUGCAUGCGUUAAUGGCGUUGUAUGUUUUAAUUCUUUUGCUUUUUUUGGUGGAUCUGAGGCAUUUAAAGUGCAAAAUGGAAUUGUUUUAUUGUGACCACUUGCUGCUCUCGUUUGCAGAAGUGUAUCUCCGGUCUUUA